GCAUAGAUAGGUGAAGCAUUUUAUGGCUACUAUUGCCUAUGAAUUUUUCAAAUAAAUUGCUUUAAAACUGUCCUUUGUAGUUUGACCGCACCAGAAAUGGCUGUAGCCCGACACCAAUUGUUCUUUCUGGAAGCGAUUUCGGCGAGAUCGGUGAAAGUAGCGAAAAUGUAAAUAUUUUGAAAAGCUGGAAUAUUCGAGUAAGUCAAGGGAGCAAGGUGACAUUGAUAAUGAAUUUAAUGAAAUUCGAAUUUGAUGAGGGUUGCCCAAAUGACUAUAUUGAAGUUCGAGAUGGUGGCUUGUCCUCCAGCCCUUUGAUCGGCAGAUACUGCAGGAGCCCGCCGUCCAUGCACGUGACGUCAUCCACAAAUAGCCUUUAUGUUACAUACAAAAGCGAUGCUUCUUUUGCAAGCCAUUUCAAGCUGUUCUAUACGGCAUCGGACGGGCCAGCUGUUGAAAAUAAAGAUGUUGUCAUCAAAAGCAAGAAGGACGGGAAAUGCUUUGAAGCAGAUUACUCAAAAGCCAACGUUAUAAUGAACACAGGAUGCAAAGAUCUCUUCACAUAUACAAAGCAAAGCACCUUGCAGCACCAGGGUACAGGCUUGUGUUUAGAGCCUUAUGACUGGUACGGCAGUUAUAACAAAUGGCACAAAAUCUUGCUGAAAGGAGACUGCUCUAGCCAUGCUUCGGUAUUCAUUUCGACGUCCCAAGACUCAUUUGUACAUGCUGCAAGCGGAUAUUGUCUAUACAACAGCAAUGGUAACCUGCACAUAAUGACCUGCGAUGGAACGUCUUCAACAAAAUUCUCAAUAAUCAAAGAUAGUGGACCAACAACAAAACCACCGAUUCAAGGCUCAUUCAGAAUACAGCAUUAUAGCAAGAAGUGCUUCAACUUCGACUCUGCAAACCAAAGAAUCCAGCUAUCAUCUGUCUGUGACGACUUAUACUAUCUAAGCACUACAAAGUCUCUAGUACACUACGCAACUGGUAAAUGCGUGAGGCCUUUGUCAAACGGUGACAAUUCCUACAUCGCACUAAGCGCAAACUGUGACGACAACACGAAGUUCGAGCUCACAUCUUUUGGGUCACUGAGACAAAUCAAGACCGGUUCUUGUGUCCAUCCACUGAAUGGAGCUUUGUAUCCAAAGGAAGGACAGCCUGUAGUCAUUUAUCGAGGGUGCGAUGUGGACCGAUUGAAAUUUUCAUUCGUGGCACCCCCAGUUAGAACAUUUAUCAUCAAACACUACAGUGGGCUGUGUGUCUCCCUGCGCUCAUCAAAUAACAGACUUCGUCUUCACUCUGACUGCUCGCAGAAGUUCAGCCUUACUGCAGACAGUGCAUUGAAACACAUGCAAUCAGGCAAAUGUGCCCUGCCAGAGAGCCUCAACGAUGAUGCAAGAAUCAGUCUCACAAGUGACUGUAGCAAUGCUGAUACACGUUUCAGACAAACAUCAACAUUCUCAAUGGAGCACAUUUCGACAGGGAAAUGCGUACAUCCAUUUUUGGGCGCAACAUAUCCUUCUGCAGAUACCGAUAUCGUUAUUUACAGUGGUUGUAAUGAGAACAGAUUGCAGUUUAAAAUCAUUUAUGAAAACUGAUUCACGCGGAACUGCAUGUCUGAAUUAUCAACUACGGACCAGAUCAUGACGUAAUUGUUACAAUAUGGAAUUAUUUACAUUAAAAUGAAAACAUUUUCACAA
Rhopilema esculentum is the source of this 1697-nucleotide messenger RNA. Lineage: Eukaryota; Metazoa; Cnidaria; Scyphozoa; Rhizostomeae; Rhizostomatidae. The record is from RefSeq and is a predicted model, not a curated record.